UUCUACCAUCCAGUUCCAUGCUUCAGCUUCUGCUUCGUUGCGCGCCUACGUUUCCUCCUUAUCUCUCUCUCUCUCUCUCAAACCCUAAACAACAACGCUUCUUCUGCUUGGGUCUCUGCGGAAUUCCCGCUGUGUUUUCCCAAACCACUAUUAUAUCCGUCCUUGUCUGCAUCUCUGUUUGGUUUAAUUUUCAUCACGUUUUUAUGGCUUCAGCUGCAGAUAUUAUGCGACAUUAGAUUGAACCAAUGGAUAUGUCAGAUGCAGUGAUAGUCAAAUCGACCCGAUUAAAAUCUGUUGUGUGGAAUGACUUCGAUAGGAUUAAAAAAGGCGAUACAUGUGUGGCUGUUUGUAGGCAUUGUAAGAAGAAACUCAGUGGAUCAAGUACUAGUGGGACAUCUCACUUGAGGAACCACUUGAUUAGGUGUCAGAGAAGAACCACUCAUGGCAUACCUCAGUUAUAUACAGCAAGAGAAAAGAAGAAGGAAGGAACUCUUGCCAUUACAAAUUAUAACUUUGAUCAAGAACAGAAAAAGGAUGAAGUCCUUAGCCUUGUCAAUUUCAGAUUCGAGCAAGACCAGAUGAAAGAUGAGGGCAUUACUUAUGUACAUAACAACUUUGAUCAAAGGCGAAGUAGAUUUGACCUUGCUCGCAUGAUCAUCCUGCAUGGUUAUUCAUUGGCUAUGGUUGAGAAUGUUGGAUUUAAAGUGUUUGUUAAGAAUCUACAGCCGAUGUUUGAGCUUGUCAGUUGCGAUAGGGUGGAGGCAGAUUGUAUGGAGAUCUACGUGAAAGAGAAACAAAAGGUGAGCGAGUUGUUGGAUAAAUUGCCAGGUAAAAUCAGUUUGAGCGCUGAUAAGUGGGUUUCUCCAGACAAUGCUGAAUACUUGUGCUUGACGGCACACUAUAUCGAUGAAUCUUGGCAGUUGCAUAAGAAGAUUCUAAGUUUUAUUGUGAUUGAUCCUUCUCAUACUGAAGACACACAUUCAGAAGUAAUCAUGACAUGUUUGAUGGAUUGGGAUAUUGACCGCAAACUGUUUUCCAUGACUUUUGAUAGUUGCCCUACCAAUGACAGCAUUGUCAUUAGAAUCAGUGAGCGGCUAUCUCAGAACAGAUUCCUGUACUGUAAUGGACGGUUAUUUGAUGUACGCUGUGCAGUUAAUCUAAUUUUUAUGAUGGUUCAAGAUGCAUUGGCUGCGGUAAAUGAGGUAGCUCAAAAGAUUCGGGAAAGCAUUAGGUACGUGAAAAGUACACUAACAGUGCAUGCAAAGUUUAAUGAGAUGGUUCAAGAAGCUGGAGUUCAAUCUCAGAAGUGCUUAUGCCUAGAUAAUCCGUUGCGAUGGGACUCAACAUCUACCAUGCUCGAAGCUGCCUUAGAGCACAGAGAGGCGUUUUCUCUUUUGCAAGAAAGAGAUCCCGUCUACACAAUGUCUCCUUCUGUUGUAGAGUGGGACAGAGUGAAUGCCAUUACUAGCUAUUUGAAGUUCUUUGUUGAAAUUACUAAUGCUUUUAUGAGGAACAAGCUGCCGACUGCGAAUCUGUAUUUUCCAGAUCUCUGUGAUGUAUAUCUGCAGUUGAAUGAUUGGUGCAAGAAUUUAGAUGAUUUCAUUAGUUCCUUGGCAGCGAGGAUGAGAAGCAAGUUUGAAGAGUAUUGGGAGAGAUGUAGCUUGAGUUUAGCAGUUGCAGCCAUGUUGGAUCCUCGCUUCAAGAUGAAACUGGUUGAGUAUUAUUACGCGCAGAUUUACGGCAGUGGUGCUCCCAACCGCAUCGAUGAUGUUUUUGAGUCGGUAAAGGCACUUUACAAUGAACACUCUAUUUGCUUAGCUUCUCUUGAUCAAGGCAUGGCUUGGCAAGAGGGUGGUACUUCUGGCUCCUUACCUAGUUCCGGAAGGGACUCGAGGGACAGGUUGAUGGGUUUCGACAAAUUUCUCCACGAAACUUCUCAGAGUGAAGGCACGAAAUCUGAUUUGGACAAGUACUUAGAGGAACCUCUGUUUCCUCGCAACGCCGAGUUCAGCAUACUCAAUUGGUGGAAAGUUCACACUCCAAGGUAUCCUAUCCUGUCUAUGAUGGCACGCAACGUAUUGGGAAUUCCCAUGUCAAAAGCUGCAUCAGAUUCGGCAUUUAGUACUGGAGGAAGAGUUCUUGAUCGUGAUUGGAGCAUGCUGAAUCCAAGCACUCUCCAAGCUUUGAUGUGUUCGCAGGACUGGAUAAGGAGUGAAUUGGAAAGUUGACAUCAUUUUGUUGGUCAUUUCUUUUUAGCUUAAUUUUCCUUUACUCUUUUCUGUUAAACCCAUUGCAUUACCAACUCUCAACAUCAGGAGCUGCUCUUUAGAUGCAAAUUUCGGAAGUUACAAUUUUUGUUCAUCUUACAGUAGAUGUAUGUUCCUCUCUGCAAAAACGCAGCACCUGAAUUGUUCAAAUUUUAGUCGGCAUGCUUCUCUGUCUUCACCGUGUCUUUCUUUUGGAAAAUAAAAAUGAAAAUUUUAUGCAUUUAUGUAGGAUAUUAUUCUGAAACAAAAAUGAACGUGGAAAUUAGGGAU
Morus notabilis is the source of this 2537-nucleotide messenger RNA. Its product is annotated as zinc finger BED domain-containing protein RICESLEEPER 2-like. Lineage: Eukaryota; Viridiplantae; Streptophyta; Magnoliopsida; Rosales; Moraceae. The transcript has 2 exons. Gene Ontology annotation, molecular function: protein dimerization activity; DNA binding. Bases 246 to 2228 code for a protein of 660 amino acids. The record is from RefSeq and is a predicted model, not a curated record.